Molecule: messenger RNA, 1738 nt
Organism: Homarus americanus (American lobster)
Lineage: Eukaryota; Metazoa; Arthropoda; Malacostraca; Decapoda; Nephropidae
Product: homeobox protein Hox-A1-like
Exons: 2
Coding region: 10-1089 (359 amino acids)
Biological process (GO): regulation of transcription by RNA polymerase II
Cellular component (GO): nucleus
Molecular function (GO): RNA polymerase II cis-regulatory region sequence-specific DNA binding; DNA-binding transcription factor activity, RNA polymerase II-specific
Source: RefSeq, a predicted model, not a curated record
GGCGGCCACAUGAACACCAGCAACAUGGUGUACGGGGUGUGUAACGCCGAGUCCGGCUACCACAGCCAAGCCUAUUCCUCCGAGCUACAGCACUACUACGCCCAGUGCCAGUCCCACGAGGCGGUGCAGGGCCAGACCUACAUCCCUCCCGCCCUCACGCCCACCGACCAUCACCGCGCGCAACACACCAGCCUACAGGAUGCACACGUGCCCUCCUCCUACACAAACCUGGACGAAUACAGCAGCGUGUGUUACCCGGGGCACCCGGCGGGGGGCAUGGCGGCCGCCCAGCAUCAUGUGUCACAGAGCUACGACUAUAGCACCGCCGUCCAGGCCGCCGCCGUGGCGGGCGGCGUGGGCGGCCAGACGGGAGUCAUGUCACCGGCCGCUGCGGGAGGAUACCCAGGUUACCUGGACCCCGCAGCCCAGUACCGACACAUGAGUAUGGGUCUCUACGCCCACCAUGAGGGCGUGCGGGAGGCGUGUGGUGUAGGCGGUAUGAUGGGUGGGUCGCCCCACGCCCUCCCGCACCACCAGCCGCAGCAGUCUGUGCCUACCUACAAAUGGAUGCAGGUCAAGAGGAACGUGCCCAAGCCAGCGCCCAAGACGGACUACGGCGGGUUCGGCGGCGGGACGGGGCGGACCAACUUCACAACCAAGCAGUUGACGGAGCUGGAGAAGGAGUUCCACUUCAACAAGUACCUCACCCGCGCCAGACGUAUCGAGAUCGCCUCGGCGCUCCAGCUCAACGAGACACAAGUUAAAAUAUGGUUCCAGAACCGCCGCAUGAAGCAGAAGAAGCGGAUGAAGGAGGGUCUUAUCGCCCCAGACCCUCCUGCCGUCUCCACCCCGAGCGAGAACAGCAACGACUCCGACUCCACAGCCAACAACAGCGGCAGCACGGGUGGCACUUCCGGUGGCAGCAGUGGCAGUAGCAGCAGCGGCGGCAGCGGCAUUGUCACUACCAAGCCGGAGUCACCAGGGUCUGUGAGUGGCGGGAGUGGCACCUCCCAGCCACUGCAGGUCCCCACCACUGUCACCAAGUCCAAGGCGCAGGCGCUACCCGCCACCACCCAGAGCCCCUCAUAAGGGCACGGCCUGGGCCUCAGUGCCCUCCAGAGCUUUAACCUGAGCCCUGGCCGUGAGCGGUGGCAGGCUAGGGCGGCGUCCAGGGCAACGAGCCGGGCGGCCACCCAGCGCGGCUCUGGUGCCGGGUUUGCCAAACGUUCUCAGGGUUCCUCUUAUCAUACCUGGUAGUCGCGUGGUCAGGCCGGGCACGACCCCGGCCCUCCUAGUGUCAGGCGCCCACCAGUCCGUGGGGAGGCGUCCGUAAUCCCAGGCAGCGCCCACUUAGCACGCCCGCACGGCGGGCUGCGCGGCCCCCGGCAGGCACCCCGCCCCGUACCAGACCCGGCCUCCCUCCCUCCCUAGUGAGGCGGGGACCUUCAUGACCUGGGCCACCAAAUACCAUAGUAAUAUGUGAUUAUAUAACUGUGUGACUCCAUGAUACUUUUGCAACAUCUCUUCUUGUGUCCUGGGUGCUGUGUGUCCUGUGUCUUGUGGGGGGAGGGCAACAAGAAUGCCUUGAGGAAGGGGUGGGGCAGUAAGGGCGCCCCAUGUGAGAGUAGAAGUAGCACGAGCCCCCAGAGGGAGGAGCGGGCAGUACAGUGCACCCCGUGUGAUGAAGGAGACAGUAGGAGCAACCUGAGGAAUGGGUCAAUAGCAGUGCCGUGUUGGG